AAACAAAAACAUUUUACCAACUAUGGGGAAAUCUAUGUAUUUAUAUUCCCUGAGUCUCUUAGUGGAGGGGAUUAAACUUAUAUAUUUCCAACUUGGGUUUUUCACAUUGCAAUGAAUCCUUUGACCCUCCUUGUUUUAGUGGGAACAGAAUUAUCAUAGUUCAUAGUGCUCAUUAUCCUCAAAACUCAACGCAGUUUCUAAGGAAUAUAAUUCCUCUGUUUUUCUUUCCAGCAGAUCCGAGUUAUUCUUACACCGGGCAGCAAUGGAGUACUGGGACUUCGAGGACAGCGACCUUGCUGCUCUGGUGGGUUCCAGUAUCUCACAACCCCAGAUGGAGAAUCGACCAGCUGAAUCACUAGGAUUGGAGGAGGACCCAAUGAAGCUCUCAUCGUCCGGAAGGCUUAGUGGUAGUAACAAUGGAGGUGAUAAACUGAAAUUUCUAUGCCUGGUCGACGGUUGCAGGGCGGACCUCAGCCGUUGUCGGGAAUAUCAUCGGCGGCACAGAGUCUGCCACCUCCACUCCAAGGCCCCUGUUGUCGUCGUCAGGGGCGAACAGAAGCGAUUCUGCCAGCAGUGCAGCAGAUUCCAUUCUCUGGUGGACUUUGAUAAGGUGAAGAGAAGCUGCAGAAAACGUCUCAGUGGACACAACCAGCGCCGGCGGAAACCUAAACCGGAAUCCUUGUACUUCAGUUCCCACUUCUUCUUCUCCACAUACAAAGGUCCCAGGAUCGUGCAAUUUGGUAAUCCACGAGUAUGUGCAACAACUAAUGUGAGAUGUAUCUGGCCUGUUAAGGACAAAAAAGGAGCAGAAUCCAUGCGUUCUAACUACCACCACCAGUGGUUGUACGCAGCUGACGAACGAAGUCCUCCCAAUUCCUUCAACGGCGGAGGAGAUAAACAAUUUCUUUUCUUGCAAGCAAAUGAUCCUAAAGCCGCUGCAGGCAACCGAGCAGCCCCUCAAGCUUUCUUGUGCCAGCAACAGAAGUUUCCAACAACCAUUGCUGCUGCCUCACCAAAAAGCACUAAGGGUUGUGCCCUCUAUCUUCUGUCAUCUCAUCCAACACAAAAUCCAGUUAGUGGGCUAAACCACUGGGCUCAACCCACUGUCACCACAACUCAUCCAUGCUCACAUAAUGUGGAGGACAGGCCUGUAAAUCCAGAAAUGAUGUUUCCAAUGUGCCCUGAUGGCUUUUGGGACAACUGAGCGCAAAUGCUUCCAAUUUUAUUGGAAUAGCUUGUGUUUUUAAUACUUUACUAGUUUCUCACAUGUUGAUUGAAUAAGUAAUCUGGGACUAGUCAACUGUAGAAAACUUCCCAACCAUUUGAAUGUUUUGAAGUAAUUGUGUUUUAUGGAAACGAACAAUAGUGUUUCUUCCAUUUGCUUUCCAAACUAGGAGAUGACAAGUUAGUUUGAUUUGUGCUUGAUUAUAUCAAUAUAUAAUCCAAUUAAAGUCUGAAGAGUGAGACUGAUGAUAUCAGGAGUUUUAA
Pyrus x bretschneideri (Chinese white pear) is the source of this 1488-nucleotide messenger RNA. Its product is annotated as teosinte glume architecture 1-like. Bases 263 to 1204 code for a protein of 313 amino acids. The record is from RefSeq and is a predicted model, not a curated record. Gene Ontology annotation, cellular component: nucleus. NCBI's taxonomy places the organism in Eukaryota, Viridiplantae, Streptophyta, Magnoliopsida, Rosales, Rosaceae. Gene Ontology annotation, molecular function: DNA binding. The transcript is spliced from 3 exons.